This is a messenger RNA of Dendronephthya gigantea, 2833 nucleotides long. Its product is annotated as WD repeat-containing protein 91-like. The record is from RefSeq and is a predicted model, not a curated record. Gene Ontology annotation, molecular function: phosphatidylinositol 3-kinase regulator activity; protein binding. Gene Ontology annotation, biological process: early endosome to late endosome transport. NCBI's taxonomy places the organism in Eukaryota, Metazoa, Cnidaria, Anthozoa, Malacalcyonacea, Nephtheidae. Bases 72 to 2387 code for a protein of 771 amino acids. Gene Ontology annotation, cellular component: early endosome membrane; late endosome membrane; extrinsic component of endosome membrane. The transcript has 15 exons.
GUGAGGAAAUGCAAUAUGUUUUUAUAUAAGUAAUUUAUUUUUUCCCGUAAAAACGAAAGAAGAAAAAAGAUAUGGCUGCUGCCGUGCAGGCUUUAGAUGAAAUAAUCAGAGAGUACUUGCUGUUUCGCGGCUUUGCAAACACUUUGAAGAUAUUCGAGGCUGAACUGAAAAAUGACAGAGACAAAAGUUUUCGAGUGCACAAAAUAGUAGAACAAUUGACCAGUUUUGUGCAACAAUAUGAUCUUGGUGGCAUUCGGGAGUAUUGGAGUUAUUUAAAGAGACGGUUCUUUUCACGCUUGGAUAGUGUUCAUCUUCAUAAUGCUUAUAAACUAGAAAAGUGUUUAUAUCGAUUUUAUUUGGUGAAUGCAGUGCAGACAUCGAGACCUGAUAAAGUGACUGAUUUUUUUGAGAAGAUGGCGUCAGAACUCCAAAAUCAGGCUGAUUGGAAAGAAUGGUUUGUGCUACCAUUCCUGAAAAAUCCAGAACAAAAUCCAAGUUUGGAAAUGUAUUUCUCACCAUUAUGGCAAGAGACAUUUCCAUUGUCAUUACACAAUUUUCUGAAUGCAAUUUUUCAAAGUAUGCCAUUACCUCGCUUGCUUAAAUUUGAUGCGGAGAGGAUUAUUUCUGAGAAAUUGAAGCGAGAUAACAACCAUUUGCACGAGAAGAUCGUAUUAUUACAACAGGAGAUAUCAAUACUUCAAGAAAAUCAAGAGAAGAAAUUCAAUGGAACUCUCAAAGAGUUAAACGACUCACUUCCAAAGAAAGUUGUGUUAAAGGAACCGAAAACGAAUGGAAAGGAACUGACAACACUUAUUCCGAAGCGAUUCCGUAAAAACAAGGCGGAUAACCAGAUGAAACGGAAAUCACAGCUUUUGGAACAAGAUGCAACAUCGCAAACUGAGAACUCGCAAUCAAAACCGGCCCUGCAAACGAACAAUUUGGAGGAAGAAAAUAAAGAUUUCGACAUGCCACCCGGGAGAACAAAGUCGGAGAGCACUCAGCCUCAAGACUUCGAUCCCAAUCAGAGUUUUGGAAAAGAAAGUAGCCUUGCUAUAAACAAGCAAGACGAAAAAAGCUCACAAAACUCAAAAACUGGCUCGAUUCCAGAAGAUGAUGGCAACCUAACGUUUAAAAACGAUAAUUAUGAGUCGGAAAUAGUGAUCAAAGACAAGCGAAGUCUCUCGUUGUCAGCAAAGACGACAAUGCGACCUGAACCAAUAAAGAGGGCCAACAGCAACACACAGUUUAGUAACUACAACGAAAUGUCGCUCUUGGGUCGUAGAAGUGCCACACUCAAAGAAAGCUCUGAAAAUCCUUUCCUUGUUCUUAGCGAGGAAGUAUAUUCCGAACAUCGUUCGCCUAUUGUGCAGUGCGAUUUCUCACAUAGUGGUAAUAUGGUGUCAAGUGUUGAUCUGGAUGGAGUAGUGAAGGUGUGGAAACAUCGUCCGCUCUCAACAGUGGCAACGAUUAUGUCAAAGUCAGCAAUAUUGUGCACAGAAUGGGCAUCAAAAAAUGAUAGACUGUUGUUGUUAGGAACAAGCAAUGGGAAGAUUCGUUUGUACAAUACAGAAACAAAAACCGCUCAUAGUGAAUUGUCUACGGAGACUCAAAACUCGAGAGUUGUCUCCCUGGCUUGCAGUCCAUCGUGCACAUCAUUUGUGUGUUCUGCCACGGUCGAAACGAAACAUUCACUGACCAUGACUUCUGUGUUAAAACACGCGUUAACCACCGAACCAGAUAGACAAACUGACCUUCCAGGUCAAGGAACGCUACUGUUGUGGGACCUAAAGACGAUGAAAUUAGAACGCCAUUUACCACUGGGUAUCAAUAAAACUCGCGUCAACUGCAUAGCUUACAAUCACAACGGGACGUUACUGGUCACUGGGGAAGCUGAUGGAAUGAUAAGGGUAUAUGAUACCCGGUCAUACGAUUGUCUCAUGAACUGGCGUGCGCAUACAAGUCAAGUGAAAUCCGUACAAUUCAGUGUAGACGAAACAUCCGUGUUCAGUUUAGGUCGAGAUAAUCAAUUUCUGCAGUGGAGCUUACGGAAAAUGGGUCUCAUAACAGCGAGCAUCGCCGCACACGACGGCAUGUGUGGACCACGUGAUCAUGUAGUGGCGACGUCAUCAAAAACCAGGCCAGCGUUGUUUACUCGAUUGUUCACGUUCGACUCUAAGGGAGAACAUUUGUUAACUUGCGCCCCGACAUCAGGGAUAAUCUACAAGUACAACGAGAAUGACAACGUGCUGUCACAAGUAUUUUCUAUUGGUGAAUCGAAAUCUCACGUGACCAGCGUUGAUUGGAAUAACGCGGGGGAUUCCUUUACCUGUUGUGUCACGGGUUGCCAGAGUGGCCUCAUACGAAUGACGACAUUGAUGAAACGCUAAACUAAAUCAUUAAACUUAGCAGCUCUGCGUGCGAAGCCUUUUAACGAAAUAAGUAAUCAGAAAAUUAUUAAUUAAAUUAUAAAAAGCAUUGGCAAUUAAUUUAAUGUUAUUUAGUCUUCGUAGGUAUUCUAAAAGGAAUUGCUACAAUUAAGAAUAUCUCUCUCUUUAGCAGCCAAAUGAAUCAGUCGAGUAAUAGGCCUGUUGCACGCUGGUACUAACCUCGUACCAAGGCUCUUUAUUGAAAAACAACUUGUACAGCAGAAGGAGCUUUUAAAUUAGAAUCGUUUGAUAAAAAAUACUUAAUAACUCCUGAAGCUAGCACACUUUAUCUUGUCUCCAAAUCGAUAUCUUAUUGCUAAAUAUAAAACAUAACUUUAAAGUAAUUUAACCUAAUUUGAUGAAAGAUAACGAAAGAUACUAGUGAAUAAAUGAAGCAAAAUAAAUUU